AUGUUUAAAAGUGAGAUGAAGGCUGACAGCGAGAGGCUGUCGAGGAAGGUUCGAUUCCGCAUUGCGUCCUCGCACAGCGGGAGGGUGCUGAAGGAGGUGUAUGCCGAUGGGGAGGCUGCCGACUCUCUGGACUCCGAGUAUGCCAGUAGCUCGGAGACUGACCAAACCAGUCGGCUGAGCGAAGUGGAGGGGCAGCAGAAUGGACACAUAGGGUCUGAGUGCGAUGAAAAUGAGAAUGAGCAGGAUGACUUGCUCAUUUUAGUCAGAGCCACUAAAGAGAAGGGGUUUGGUACAAAGCGAGUCAACAUCCUCAGCAAAAAUGGCACAGUCAGAGGAGUCAAGCAUAAAGUCAGCGCUGGUCAAGCCCUCUUUGACAAUUUGGGAAAAGUGUUCCAGCAAGUAUCAACAGUGCCAGAGUUUGGCCGCAUAAUAAUUUAUACUACCAGUCUUCGUGUGGUAAGAACCACUUUUGAAAGAUGCGAACUGGUUAGAAAGAUUUUUCAAAAUCACAGAGUUAAAUUUGAAGAAAAAAACAUUGCUCUGAACAGCGAUUAUGGAAAAGAACUAGACGAAAGAUGCAGGAGGGUCUGUGAAGUUCCCUCACUCCCUGUUGUGUUUAUUGAUGGCCAUUAUCUUGGGGGUGCUGAGAAAAUUUUGCUAAUGAAUGAAUCUGGGGAACUGCAAGAUCUCUUAACCAAAAUUGAG
Mesitornis unicolor (brown roatelo) is the source of this 705-nucleotide messenger RNA. RefSeq names its product glutaredoxin, cysteine rich 2 (gene GRXCR2). The record is from RefSeq and is a predicted model, not a curated record. NCBI's taxonomy places the organism in Eukaryota, Metazoa, Chordata, Aves, Mesitornithiformes, Mesitornithidae. Gene Ontology annotation, biological process: sensory perception of sound; inner ear receptor cell stereocilium organization. Gene Ontology annotation, cellular component: kinocilium; stereocilium. The annotation marks the transcript as partial. The transcript has 4 exons.